UCGCGGGCCCCAUUUUAUGGCAAUAAAGCGAUUUAGCGCCUGCUGAGCGAGCCCCUCCCUGCCGCCGCCCCCGCCCUCAGCCCCACCCCGGGGCUCGCCUGCAGCGGCGGGGCUUUGUUUCUGGGGAGGAGGACCCGGAGCUCUUUUGUUUGGGGGUUUGGUGUUUUCACCCCCCACCCCCACCCCCCGCGCCUCUCCGGUUUCCUGAGCUCCUUGCUGCAAGGCAGGAGAAGCGGCGUCUUGCAACCCCCUCGGCUGGGCCCCGGGGUAAUUCGAUGCGGGCCUGGAGAGGCUCCCCACGCUAAACCCGGGCUCGCGUCUCGGCAGCCUCCACCCACCUGCCCACCCUACAUUUAGCGCAUCAUGUGAUCCGGUGUGGAAUGUAGAUGUGAUGGCUGGAUCUAGCUGCCAAAUUGAGUCACUAGGAUGGAGUCUAAUCCUAGGAAUUGUGGAGCUGUGAGCUGAUCAAUGUGACUCUAGAAACAAAUGGAUGAAUGAAUGUCCAUAUGAAGAGGAAGUCAAUAAAGAAUAUCAAUACCUUUGAGAACAGAAUGUUAAUGCUUGAUGGGAUGCCGGCAGUCAGAGUCAAAACAGAGCUGUUGGAAUCUGAACAAGGGUCUCCAAACGUCCACAACUACCCCGAUAUGGAAGCUGUCCCCCUGUUGCUAAACAAUGUGAAAGGGGAGCCCCCAGAGGACUCGUUAUCUGUAGAUCACUUCCAAACACAAACUGAGCCAGUGGACUUGUCAAUAAACAAAGCCAGGACAUCCCCUACAGCUGUUUCAUCCUCCCCAGUUUCCAUGACAGCGUCUGCCUCCUCGCCUUCUUCUACUUCAACCUCUUCAUCAUCUUCUAGUCGUCCAGCCUCAUCCCCAACUGUUAUAACAUCAGUAUCUUCAGCAUCAUCCUCGUCAACAGUGUUAACUCCAGGGCCCCUUGUUGCCUCUGCAUCUGGUGUGGGAGGCCAGCAGUUUUUGCACAUUAUCCAUCCUGUCCCACCUUCCAGUCCCAUGAAUUUACAGUCUAACAAACUGAGUCACGUCCACCGCAUCCCUGUGGUGGUACAGUCGGUGCCUGUCGUCUACACAGCUGUUCGGUCACCUGGCAAUGUGAACAACACUAUCGUCGUGCCGCUUUUGGAGGAUGGGAGAAGCCAUGGCAAAGCACAAAUGGACCCCCGAGGCCUAUCUCCCAGACAGAGUAAAAGUGACAGUGAUGAUGAUGACCUGCCAAAUGUGACCUUAGAUAGCGUUAAUGAAACUGGAUCUACGGCCCUUUCCAUAGCCAGAGCAGUACAAGAGGUCCAUCCAUCCCCAGUGUCAAGGGUCCGGGGAACUAGAAUGAAUAAUCAGAAGUUUGCUUGUUCAAUUUCACCAUUUAGUAUUGAGAGCACAAGACGCCAGAGACGUUCUGAAUCCCCAGAUUCCAGAAAACGGCGUAUCCACAGAUGUGAUUUUGAGGGAUGCAACAAAGUGUACACAAAAAGUUCUCACCUGAAGGCUCAUCGGAGGACACAUACAGGAGAGAAACCCUACAAGUGUACUUGGGAAGGCUGCACCUGGAAGUUUGCUCGUUCGGAUGAACUGACGAGGCAUUACCGCAAACACACGGGAGUGAAGCCAUUCAAGUGUGCGGACUGUGAUCGAAGCUUUUCCCGGUCAGAUCACUUGGCACUGCACCGCCGGCGGCACAUGCUGGUGUGAGGAAUGCUACCUGUCCAGCCGAGCGUAAGAGCUGGAUCUCUUAGCAGCACCCAAUUCAGCAGGGCUGAAUCCCCUUCACAGUGUUAACACAAAAGGGCAUCACCAUCCCAUGAUGUCUGAAACCAGAGCAGGAGAAAGCAGGAACGCUUCUCCUUUUUGGUCUGAAGGUAACCCCCAUCACGACUACACGAGAAACGUCUUCACGCUGGCCUGGGAGAUCAGUGACCUAAGUGCUGAAGAGACAGGCAUUGUUUUCCAUGCCGUGUCCUCUGCCAUUGAAAGAUGUUUGUAGCUUGUACGCUUUCCGAGCUGUCAGACGUUUUGUUAUUGAUACUUAAAGGUCAACUACCACAAAUUGAUGGCUAGAGCAAGACCUUCUAAACUGGGAUCAUUCUCCCACCUUCCCACCCCUUCACCCCUUUUUACAAAAAUUUUAGUUCCUAGUUCCUAUCUAAAUUGGUAACACACCCAAUCUGUUACCAGCAAGCAGCAUGAAAGUAGAGAAGAAGCUGUUGGAGAGGUUCCAUUACCUGCAAAUAAAGGGGCUCUCAAGCAGCCCUUUGCAAUAGCGAUGGUGGAAAGCAGAUAUCACCUGCAACUUGUCAUUAUGCCAUGCCCUGAAGAAAACCAACAUUGAAUCUCUCAUUUGUUUGUUGUUGAUUGUUUUUGUUUUGUUUUUAUUCUGUUUUAUUCAUCUGUUCAAGCAGAGGGGCAGCGACAUUUCAGUCGACUGGCACGGAGGUGUUCUGUAGUUGAAUAGGAAGAGCCUGUCUAAAAAACUACUGCCCCACUUCAAAUUGCAGUGUUCUGUCACCUAGGCAUCAUCUCUUCCAACCCCUAGUAUUUGAUUACAAGGAAUCGAGGGGAAAAAAAACUUUCUUAGACACACUGGCACCAAGGUAAGAGGUGGGGCUGCCCAGGCAAAGUCAGUGAACAUGAAAAAUCAGACAAAGCAGAGAUGGAAAUAAGGCGCCUCUUGAGGAGAAAAGCAAUAAUGAAUAAAAGGACUUUCCUACAAUAACUUCACUGAGGACUCACGUUACCAAUUUUCAAUACUUACUAAAGGGAUUGUAAAAAACACCCCAGCAUUUUAGAUGUCUUGGUUACAUUUACAGCAUCGAGGUAACCUUUCUGCUGUUUGUUGUCCUCCUUGGUUGGGUACCACAAUUAAAGAUUUAUGCUCCCCUUCUCUUGUUUGAAAACAGUUAUUUGGUGACUUGAAGGCAAGGGAGGCAUAGCAGGGAAUUAACUAUUGGGUUAAUGGGUCAGUUCUCCUUGGAACUGAGUCAGUAGAAAGGGAAUGCUCCCCAAGAAAGACUGACAUGGUGCUAGUUUCCUCUCCUGGAGAGUCAAGGGUAAGUGACUUUCCAAUAGGUACUUCUAUACAGAUUCCAUUUUCUAAACUGUAUUGGGCCCAAUGGUCCUCCAUUGGCAUCUGCAGGGAUGUUGAACCCACUCAUCCUGUGCUGGGGAUGAAAGGAAAUUAUAGUUCCAUCAACCCCCUAAAAUUAUGAGCCUUUUUGCAACUAGCAAAGUACACAGCAAACAAAGCAAUACAUCACCAACAAGCAUUCUUUCAGAAAAAAUAAUCAUCUUCCCCCACUAAAAGCUGUUUUUUCAGCUUUAAGUGGCUAAGGGGCUUGGUGAGGUUUUUUUCUUCUUGUUGUUGUCAUCGUUAAGAUUUUUUAUAGCUCAGAUAUAAAAGGUCUCCAGCAAAGGCCUUUGCAAUAUAUUUUAAUUACAAACACUUGAUUUUGGGAAUUGCACAAAUUAACCUCACAUUAUUACUAGCUCAUUUUUAAAUGUUGGAACAUUCUGAAAUAAUUUCUUGUUGCAGAUUUAUCCUUUUUAGGAUUAUCUUCUAAUUCAGAUAAUCUUGUUCUGAUGAAGCAAGAACUAUGAACAUUGAAGCCAGGAAGAUUUGUGUUGGAUGUUAUUAAAAGGCAUUUUUAAAACUGUUCAAGCAACAGUAUAAUAAUUUUCAGGCAAAUUAUGUCUUCAAAAAUAAGUGCUCUAAAUUUUCUGCCAGGUCUAAAAAAGUUAUCAGGCAAUUCCCCUACAACAAGGGCUGCAGUUCUAUUGAUAAGUAGCUUAUUUAGCUGUACAAUCUAAUACCCACCAAGCACCAGGAUUUUUUACCAACUGGAAAGUUUUUUUUGAUCUGUACUGUAUGCAACUCCUACUUUUCAUUGCCUGUGACCAUACAGAAUAGUAAAAGGCUUCUCGAAGCAUGCCAGCACGAACGGGUCAGUGGCAAAGAACACAGAGUGCUGGACACAGCCGUGAAGCGUCUGUGCCAACCUAGGAGCUUAGUAGGUAGUAGGUAAAUCACUCAGGUCAAGUGUAGAUUUGAUUUAAUUCUGCCUGCUUUUAUAAGAAGGGUCAAUCCAUUUUUCUGCUGAGAGAUGUAUUGGGAACGUUACAGGUAGAAAUGGUUUUUAGAAUUCAUAGAACUGACAGGCCGUGGGAGCCCCCUCAGUUACAACUUGAUUUAAAUUUAGCACAGAAUGAAAUGAUCUGCUCCUCCCUAAUAACAUAGGAAAGAUUCGGGGAAAUGAGCUUUUCUCCACGCCCUCUAAAAGUGGAAAGCAGACUGAGAUGGUAAGUUAAAGGAUAAAAUCGGUCAGCCAUUUCCCCCUUUUAACAUAUCAGUACUUCUAAGGAGAGAUCCAAGCACAAGUUAAGUGAAUGAGCCAUUGAACUGAUAUAGCAGAGAUAUCUAAAUUAGGCCCGAAGACCUGAAACUCAUUUGGGGCUUGUCUUGGGACAUAACAAAUUGUCCUUGGUGAAUUUUCAGAAAAGUGUUUCCCCAAGGAAAGGCAAGUGGUUUUGGACAGAAGGAAAACAGAUUUUUAAGUAGGAAUACCUUCAGGCAUGGAAAAGCCUCCAUUUCUUCUUGUCAAUUUCUAGCCUCUUUUUUAAAAGCACAGUACCUAAUGAACAACGGGAAAAGGAUAGAAUGCUAGAAGACUCAAUCAUUCCCUAACUAGGAGGAGCAUUCUUUGAUUUUAAAUUUGAAGCUAUUCAAUGUCAGCUGGAGUAUGUGUAUGUUUGUAAACGUAUACAUAAACUGUUGUAAUGGCUUAAGAAGCUGCAGUAGACCUAUUUGUUUGCAUUGUAAAGUUUGAUUUCAAGGGAGUCAUGUUUUGGAAAACAGAUGAGGUUGAGACUUCGAGGUUUUAGUAGAUUCCCUUCUCACAUUCUCAUCUGAAGUUGUUUGGAAAAAGAUUCACACUUCCCCAGCCCACCUCCAGCCCCAUCCUGUCAAUUGUGCAUAAACUCUGGGAAUCCCGCUUGAUAAGUUGUUUUAAGUUCUGUUAAAGCAUUCAGACUAAAAUUCUGAAUGGCUUUAGCAUAAAGAUUAUAUUAUUGCCUGGCAUUACUUUAAAAAACGCGAUAUGACAUUGGUUUUCAAAAGCAGUGGAAUGACAGUAAUGUAAACCACAUUUUUCUUUUAAACGUGGGCACUUUUUAGUCUUUAAAGUUUAAAUAGGACAUAAUAACGUUAUUGGCAGUUGAAAAAAAGACUUUAAAAAUACUAUAGUGUUUAUAAGUGCCAGUUACAGAUGAUUAGAAAGACCAUUUCCAUUCUGAUGGUAACUUGGAAUAGCUUAUGCAAAGAUUAUAUUCUGUUUUAUAAACCUUUUUUUAACUUCAAAUUGCCAUUUGUGUUUCAACAUAAAUAUAAUUCUGCACUUCGAAUCAGUGUCAGAUGUUAUUAAAUUCAAAUGAUAAGUAUAUGGAUAAAGAUGCAUUAUUCCUUAUUGUGUAAUUUAUUACACUUACCAAAGCUGCAACUGAAUAAACCUGGUGAGGUGAGACCUUCAAAUAUAUUGAUAAGCCUUUGUUGUUACAACUGCUAAGAAAGGUAGCUGUGAUUUUGUUAUAAAGGUAUCUUAACAUUUGUGGUAAGGAUUGACAGAAUUUAAAGCAGUGUUGAGUACCACUUCCAUGUUACACUGAGUUCCAGUCUGUGUGGAAGGGACUGAAGGUGAUAUAACUCUUAUGAAUCAUAAUAGGCCAAGGAAGCCUUAAUAUCCAUGGUCCAUAAUCCAAUCUCAGAUUUUGCUCUUUACUAAUUCUUGCAAAUUGAGCAGGUAAAAUGUAUUCUCUUACAACUUCAUUGAGUCAAUCUCUUCCUUUAGUUUCUCUGCGGUAGUGCAUCCCAUUAAAAAUAUCUUUUCAAUUUAAUGUUUUUAUUUAGAAAAGGGGUUUGGUAAGUCAUGUGUUCCAUAUUAUAUAUUUUUUAUCCCCAUACUGCCCUCCACUUAUCUAUACAAACACCCCCAACACAUGCACAUCUGUAUACACAACUGUAUAUGCAGCCAGUUGGCUAGACAUACCUAAUAAAUAUCAACCAAGACUUUUUUUAAAAGAAAGAAUUUGUAAUCCAUGCUGUCUAGAAAUGUAAGUUAUUUACCGUAUUAGGGAAGCAGCUUAUAAUGCUAUAUAUGACUUUGCCUGCAUUUUAUAGUUAAGAAAUGUACAUAAAAAUUAAAAAUGCUAUAUUUUCAGAGUGUCAUUAUAGAGUAAUGUCUGUUUAGCAACCCAUGUCUGUUGGUACUUUAAAUAUGCUAAAUACUGAGCAAUUGCAAUAGAAUAGGAAUUCAGAUUUUCAUAUGAAGAUGAAAUAGGAGGAUACUGCAUCUCUAAAAGAUAGAUUGAAGAUAUUUUACUGUAUUCGUAAUGUGAUAGUGGAAAGAAUAUUUUCAAACUCACAAAUUUUACAGAGGUUGUAAAUAGUUUGAUGAAGUAUGUUGGGAAAAAGAGCUUCUAGUUUUCAUCACAAUAAAAAAAAAAAAACUUGUUCAGAUAUGCCUUGUGUAUCUUACACAACAAUUAGUGAUACUGCCAUGGAAAUGCAGUUGUUCCGCUUUGUCAGAGCACGUUCCUUGUCUACAAAAUGGAGUGGCCACUUGUCUUGGUUUAAAACACAGUAAAACAUUUUGAGUUGCAGACAAAUGAUUCCAAGCUCAAAAUGUCUUUGUCUGAAAAGGGGAAAACAUCUACACAGGAUUUUAUUGUGCUAGAGAGAAGCAUCCAGCAACUGUUCUCUUUUCUCAAGUUCUCUUCCUCCCUCAACAAAGUGGUUCUUGAUCCAAAAACCUAUAUAGAGGUUUAUUCUUGCCUAAUUCCAGAGAGAACAUUUUUAGGUGUAGUUAGAUGUUGACAAGAGUAAAUGCUAUGGAUAUGGCCACAUGUUAAAUGAAUCUAUACUGGCAAUAGGAAUAAGCUAAUGCCCAUUUUCAGAAAUUAAUUAAAAGCUGAAAGUGCCUGUCAAACACUAUGACUGAUGAGAUAUUCCUAUAUUUUUUACACAGCAAUAAUUCUUCAUCAGACUGGGUUUUUUCCUCCACAUUUGGAAAACAUACACACAAAGUAAAUAUAUGCACAUAGUAAACUGAAUCUUUCCACACACCCACCAAAAAAUCAUCUUGUCUUUUAAAUAUACCUAACCUUAACAUUAGCAUUUCUUAAUUCUGUCUUUCUCACUUGCAGGAUAUCUGAACAUUAAAGCUAUCUUCAAUGUGCACUGUGGCGCACAUGGCAAUUAUAAUUUUCUGAUAAAAACUUUACUGUGAUUUGUCCCAAAUGUAUGAAGCACUGUGUAUGGCUCAUAAAGUUUUGCUCGCUUAAAAAAAAAAAUUAUUUAGAGCAAACCACUGAGGGUUUUCUGUUUGUAUUCGUGUUACUUUAUUUUGUCCACUAAUAUCAAAUGCACAAGUCCAUUGUUAAUGUUUUCUUUUCCUUUUUCUCUAUUUUCUGUUAGCAUCAAAGAACCCUUUUAGAAGGAAUACUGACAAAAUCAUUUCUCCCCAUAAAGUCUCCUGACAUAUCCCUGAUACUUAGUAAACCUAGCUUUUAACUAAGGUUUGCAGUUCUGAAAAUUACCAGAUCUACAUUCAGAAGUUCAGUUUUUUCCUAUAAUUACUUAACUGCUAAAAGUGGAGUCAUGGACAGAAAUAUGUAAUGAGAUUAUGUGAAUAGACACGAACCCUGGAAAUUCUCCAGCUCUACUGUCGCAGUGCACAAAUUCAUCCAAACAAGCUAUUGAGGCUAUCGGUAAAAUUAUACUCUUUCAGAGCCAAAAAUUUUGUAAGGGCAAUUAAAAAAGCAUGACUGUGAGUAAAUACUCAGGCUUUAGACUGUGAAGACUGCCACAAUGGACAGUGUUCCCCUGAACCAGACCGCGUGCCUAGAAAAACCAUCUACUAUUUCCUCUUCCAAGUUUCAGAUAGGAAGAAAGAGAGAAGGAAAUUUGCCAGGAGAGAAGGAGGAAAAUAACCAAUGUGUCAAGGGAAAGCUGCUAGGUUCCUUAACCUCACUGAAGUCAGGUCUUCUGAUUGGGUUUCUCUCUGCGUUGUCUGAAAUUGCUAAAAUAACUUGAAAAGUCAAAAAUUCAUCAAACCAUGAAAAUAAGAGCUAUCCUUUAUUGGACACUUACUACAUGCCAAGCAGUGUGCUAGACACUUCUUACCCACGCGGCCACUAAUCCAUACAACACUUCAACAUUUUAUGGAUGGGAAAACUGAGGCAUGAGAGGGUGGCUAUGCUGUCCACAAACACAGAAAAUAGUAAACUUCCCAGUAGGAAUGUGACGUUGCCUAUCCCUGGCUUGGGAGCCUGUGUCCUUUCCACUGUAUACACGUCUUGCAUGCUCCCAGGAUCCAUCUCUACAUAUUUGUAACUAAGUAGUUUUAUUAUGGACAUCACUCAAGUGUAGUCCUCAUUUUUUCCAAGUAAAAUAUUGGAACCCAAUAUAACACAUGAUUUGAUGAUGGCACACAACAUUUAAAAUCAGAACUCUCCUGGCAAGUUGGGCAUGAGAAAUUCAUUAUAAGCAAGCAGCAACCACCCUAUAAUUCCCUGAACUUGUCACUUUCCUCCUAAAUGUUAGUCCUGGAACUCUAAAAUCAAUCAAAUCUUUUCCCUACAUAAUAGCAUUUUAGCCUGACUGGGUUUUCUCAUUUCUACAUAUUUCUUUGUAUGUAUAGUAAAAGUCAUUCCACUAAUUCAGAGCUGGUAGAGUCUUCUUACAGUGCAUUUGAAAAUUUCUCCUCCACGGAGGUAGUUAUUAAAAGCAGAAGCCAUUCGCAUAGUUGUUAAUGGGAUGCUGAUCACAGACAUAUUUGUACGUUGAGCAAAGAGAGAGAAUAGAGAAUGUCUUUUCAAAUUUCUCACCUAAGAGUACCAUCUUGGAAUGUUUAAAACGUCUUAUAAAUAAUUUGUUUAUAGUAUUGCUGUUAGCUUAAUUAAAUUUUAUGUAAGAAGCUGCCCAACAUCGGAGAAAGGAAAUUCUCUCCCCACCUCCCCUUUUUCUGUGUAGAACAGGGUUUCUGACAGUAUUGAUUCAUGGAAGUACUAAUGGACCUAGAAAACAUUAAGAGAAUGUCAUUUCUCAUAGUAUUUUUAUUUCUGAAAAUGAAUCUCCUGAAUUAUGUUCUUGCUCCCUGUUACUUGGCUGGCAGAAGAGAUAAAACCUGUAUAAGCAAAUUCCCUUCUGUGCUAAAAGCAAGUGUUCUGAAGACUGGGGCUCUUCUCAGUUAAUUGGGUUUCACAAGCAGUAAUUUCUCAACAACAAAACCACAACUUUGAGUUGAUAGAGAUGAAGAAUGAAAGUAGUCAUAUAAGCACUUUUUCUUUCUGAAUUUCAUCUCUAGAUUUAAAGUGCUUGAGACACUUUGUAUAAAGAAAGAAACAAUGACUUUUUGUGUUAGUUACUCUUUUUCCAAAGCAUGUUAACCAAGACUAUGACAGAGAUACAUUUUUGUUGAGGAACGAGGGUGAAUAGGAAGAUGGAAUUUGUGUCCAAGUCUCGUAGUAACAGUGUCCACACAAUCAAAAAGACAGAUAUUCUAGGGACAUGCCAGCAGCUUCCCUUUCUGCUAAUUUCAUUCUCCAAAGAUAUAGCAUAAAACAUGAUAGAAAACACCUUUGCCCUACUCAUAUUUCUAGUUUUCCCAUAGAAGAAUUUUGAAAUUCCAUCCAGAUUAAGUAUAUAUUUUGUUCCUCAAACUUUAUUCUAACAGAUGGGUAUUGUUGAACUGGGGCACUGGUGCCUGUAUCCAAGGCUCUUUCCUAUCAACUUGUCUGUCCACAAUUUGUUGUGUUUACAGAUUCAUUUUUUUAAGAAAUCACUGCCACUCCACGGGACAGUGGCUUUGAUUUGUUCAUGUCUUUGUGGGACACACUGCAUCACACGGCUAACCAACUCUCCGUGGACAUACGAUAACUACUUCAAAACCAGCUUGCAAACAUUGUCUUAUGUAUUAUGUCAUCCUGCAUCAUAAUGCAAUUAUGUGUAUCAUAACAUGCUCAUUUAAAAAGAGAAACCAGCAAAUUCAUGUUUGUCCAUAGAAGAAUGUACUCAGAACUUUCUGUGUUGUGAAAUGAUGAGAACAGACCACCUUUAAGAUUCCCACCUACCACUUAAGAUGGCUUAGUUAUAAUUAGUAGUAGUCUAGACGUUGCUCUUGGUGUGUGGGGGUCAAUUCAAACGUCGUAUUCUUUUGAGUAAUUCUCUCAGUUGUAUUUGAAAAAAUACAUGAGAAUAAAGAAAAACAUCAUCUUUGGCCAAGUCAAGCAGGCAUCUUUUUAAUUUUCCUUAAUAUUUUGCUCAUUAUACAUGGUUAUUGGAUCCCAAAAUCUUUCUGUGUAAAAAUACAAAAACAUCCUUAGUUUACAAAACAGUUAUUCUAGGCUUGAAGCCUCUCAACUGCAAAUGGAAUAGAUGUGCUGCGUCUGAUUCAUUUUACAGAUGUAAUUUUAGGAAAAAAAAAAAAAACUCUUGUUCUGUGACCCCAGAGAGUUCAAAUGUCAGAGGAGGUCCUGUGUGUCAAAGGAUAAAACCCCCAACGAUGCUGGCAAGCAAAUGUGUUAAUGUUUUCAAUCUUCAUUUUGUUUUCUGUUCAGAGUUUUAAUUGCAAAUGAAUUUAUUUCUCCGGCUUAUCUAAAGAUCUAAUUUCCCAAUAGUUUCCUCUGCAUUUAUAUACUCUGUAGUGUUUAGGCAACCCCUGUUAUAAGUUUAUUAAUAUUCCGUAAGUGUUGUUCUUGUAUUUAUGUAUAGUGUAUGUACUGUAAAUAUACUCAGAGCUUUUUUCCUUUUACUGUAAAAUGGUGAUUUUUUUUUUUGCCCUAUGAUAAUGUAAAGGGAGACCCUCCUAAUGAGAUUCUCUCAGAGGAUGAUUAUACCAGUCUAUUCUCAGAGAUUUAAAUGAACAAGUGUUAUCGUUUUUAAUGGUGUCUCAGACAUAUUCUGUUGGUGCAUUGCUUUUCUGUAUUCAACUUUCCUAUGAAUUGAGCUGUGAACCGAAAUAGAGUUUAAACCUUUAACUGUAUGCAUUUGUAUAAUUACCUGAAUGAAGGCAUGAAGGUUAAAUAAAGCAUUUUGUAUGGAA
Messenger RNA from Choloepus didactylus (southern two-toed sloth), 11101 nucleotides. It is a transcript of the gene KLF12, whose product is annotated as Kruppel like factor 12. Gene Ontology annotation, biological process: regulation of transcription by RNA polymerase II. Gene Ontology annotation, molecular function: DNA-binding transcription factor activity, RNA polymerase II-specific; RNA polymerase II cis-regulatory region sequence-specific DNA binding. NCBI's taxonomy places the organism in Eukaryota, Metazoa, Chordata, Mammalia, Pilosa, Megalonychidae. The transcript has 9 exons. The coding region runs from base 495 to 1703 and encodes 402 amino acids. The record is from RefSeq and is a predicted model, not a curated record.